AUGGCUAGGAACUCAGUGACCGUGAACAUUUCUCAGCCCGACGCCGGCGGAAGUUGCGGGUCGCGUCGCGACGGCUGGGGCGACGGCGGCUGUGAGCGGAUCGGUGGUUGCAGCGUCUUUGCGUGGGGUGGCCGGACGUUGAGGAAGGCGGAAGACGGCGGAGAUGGGCGGCCUGAAGGUGGCGGGAGGCAGUGGACUGCGGGGAUGGGCUGCCUGAAGUGGCGGUCGCCUCAAUCCUCCGAUCACGCGCCUUACCCUUCUCCUCAUUUUCCUGUGCACCAGCCUUCGCCUUAUCCUGCCCAACCUCACUACCCACCUUCGCAUCCGCUUCCGCCAAGACCGCUUCACGCUCCGCUGUCUUACUCUCAGGAUUGGGGAAGCAGCUGGACUCCGCAACAGAAUUGGCAGUACCAAACAAAUAACAAUGAGGAAGAUUGGGGAGCGAAAGCUAAAGCAUGGCUUGCUGCGAAAGCUGCCACAGAAAAUCAGAACCCUUCUCCGCAAUUUGUAACAGGCGGAGGAACAGAAGAGAAGUAUCAGAACCGUGAGCAAUAUUCACAACGCAGUGACCCUCAAACACAGUUCGCUUCCGCAUCAAACUAUCAACAGUACCCAGGUGCAGUGGGAUCCACAAACCAUACAGGUCUCUGUCAGUUGCAAGAGUCCCAAGAUGCCAGUUCUGGACAAUCUUCUUAUGGUGCAGAUAUGCAUGUGGCUUCUGCUGCUAGAGAUGGAAGCCAUGCUGGAGAUUCAAUUACUCCUAUAAAUCCAUUAGUCCAUCAGCAGGAGGUACCUUCUAGUUAUUCUUCUGUUGCAGGCAAUGAAGAGGUUGGAGAUAGAUAUGAAAAGUUCAAUAGCUCUUCAUCUCUGCCUGUUGCCCUUCUUCCUCAACAUGUGCAGCUGCAGCCACCUGGACGAGAUGGAUGGAUGGAGGAACCUCGUACAUUUGGCCACGUUCCAGCUGAGUCCCCAUCAACUCUGAGAGAUCAACCCUUAAAUUUUGCCCCUCAGUUUACACGUAACCUGAACCCACAUGCACAACCCAAUUAUAAUUAUUCUUCAGGAGCUGUAAGAGGUGGGGAGGCUAUAUCUUCAAACUAUGCAUGGCCAUCUUCUACGGCACCAGGAGCUGCUUAUCCCCUGGUGCCUCCAUCAAACCCAUCAGUUGCACAGGUUGACCAUCCGAUAGCUAUGCCUUCUCCAGCUCCUGGACAUCCUGCUCCUAUGUUUCCUACUGGGCCUACUUUCCAGCCAACAAUUCCUAUGAUAGGAGCUGCUUUUGGUGGAGUGGGAGUAGCACCUUCUCCUACAGCUUUUCCCGUAGAUGCACAUGGUGUUUCUGAGCGCCCUAAGAAGGCAUCAGUACCUAAUUGGCUUAGGGAGGAAAUAAUUAAGAACAAAGCUGUUAUCACAAGUUCUGUCCCAGAGAUUCCCAAAGACGACUCCCAGUCCAUUGAAGAAGAUAGUAUUGGCAAGUCUUCUAGGAAAGGAUAUCAAGGGGAUAGCAAAAGCAUUGAUUCUUCUAGGUCAACUGAAGAUGAGGACGAGGAUGAGAUACAUCAACACAUACAGACGUCCCGCAACUCAUCCGAUCACUCUCCGUUGCUCCACCCAUCGCCACCGCAAAACCACCAGACGCAACGUUCCUCCGACGUCUGCCACAGCCUCGCCAAUCACCGCCGCUCAGCCGCUCGUCACAGACCCACCGCAACAUUGUUGCCGGUCACGUCUCCAUCCCGACAAGCGAAGAUUCAUCGUGACGCCGUCAUCGUC
This is a messenger RNA of Striga asiatica, 1773 nucleotides long. The record is from the annotation of a GenBank genome assembly. Lineage: Eukaryota; Viridiplantae; Streptophyta; Magnoliopsida; Lamiales; Orobanchaceae.